AAAAUAUAUUUCUUUUGUACCCCUUGCUGUAAGACAAUGAAAAGUAUGACAUAGUCAUAAUAGACACAAUGCUUGACAAUUGAAGACAUCAUAAGUGCUAAAAACAUGUUAUGUAAAACAGUAAAAAACAAAGCCAAACCCCUUGGUGUCUAGUCAAUUCCCAUGUGUGUCAGAAUUCAGUGACUGAUUUUUGGAAGUAGAUCAUCAGGCCUGACGAUGAGUAAGAAAGGAUGACGAAAGAAAUAAUGAGCUUAGUGUAUGUUGAGAGAGGUCACUAAAGCAUCUGGCCUAACUGGAGCUUGUUGGUAAACAAUGGGAAACAGAGGUUUCUGUUUAGACGUCAUUUCCUCCAGGAAGCCUUCCUUGGUGCCUAAGACUGGGUAGGGUAUAUCUUCUAUAUACUCCUAUAUAGCAUGGUCUCUACCUCUGUGCCUGUACUUCCCUUGGUAGUAUAAUUCCCGUAUAAUCUACAGUCUCCCUUGUUCUACUAAAGCCCUUAAAUACAGGGCUGCCUCUCGAUGAUGGAAACCCUAGUGGCUUAGCAGUUAAAAGCUAUGGCGGCUAACCAAAAGGUCGGCAGUUCAAUCCACCAGGUGCUCCUUGGAAACUAUGGGGCAGUUCUACACUGUCCUGUAGGGUGGCUUUGAGUUGGAAUCGACUUGAUGGCAAUGAGUUUGGUUUUUUUUUUUUAAUUGAUAAUUUUAUCUCCAGCACCUAGGGGAAAAAAAAAAAAACCUGCUGCCUUCGGUCGAUUCCAACUGUUAGUGACUCUAUAGGACAGAGUAGAAAUGCCCUUUCCAAGGAGUCGCUUCUGGAUUGGAACGGUGGAUGUUUUGGUUAGCAGCCGUAGCUCUCAACCACUGGACCACCAAGGGCCCCAGCAAAUUCCUGGUGAAUAGUAGGCACUCAAUAAAUACAUAAUGAUAAUAAGUAAGUUAAUCCUGGGUUAUAUUACGCUUUGAGGUUUAGGCUAAAUUCAUAUGAAAAGAAAACUGAAAAAGAAAAUAAAAUAUCACAUUCAUUAAUGAAAUUCUGUGGUAAAUUCCAUACAGUACAACCCUAUUCAGAAAUAAAGCUUAGACCAUUACCAAUCUUUAUGUGAAAAUACAGUCAUCUAAAUGGGAAUUGGGAAAUCUAAAGUACUUCCUCCUUUAUUAUUAGAAUAAAUUUUCUUCCUAAUGUUUCUCCUUAAAACUGGGAAAUAAAAUUGGAAAACUGUUGGUCUAAUAAAAUGCCAGUUUUUGUAUAGACCAAGCCACUGACCUUUUUAUGUUCGUGAAAUUUGAUUCAUUAGUGGAGUUAGCAAGGUUCUGUCCUUUUCUCACCUCAUUCAGUUAUGUAAUUAGCCAAUAAAAGCUUUGUAGCUUUUAAGGAAGUUUUAGGAUCAUAAAUUGAUUUAUUGGCACCAUAUGGUUACAUCAAAGGAUCUCUUUUUGUUUUUUAAACUUAAAUGAAUGCUUAAGUCCUUUCCUUAAAACUAGAAAUUCAUGUUCUUCUUACUAAGCAAUAAUAUCUGAAAUAGUGAUUUUUUAAAAAAUACCAAGCUAUCAAAAUUGGACAAGCCAUGUCAAAGGAUAUUAUAGAUAUUAAAAAAAACUAAUCAAUGAUAAGCAAGACCAAAAUUGCAGGCUUCGUAUCCUGAAUCCAGUGCUCUUUUCACUAAACUAAAUCGAAGCUGUUAACAGGAUAUGAAGUUAUUUACUAUGUGUUGUUCUGCCUUUGUUGAUUCACGUAAGUAUUCUUGUGUCACAGCUAAUUUUUUAAAGUGACCUGAACGGUAUGUUAGGAGAUGUCUUUUUAUGGGUAUAUGAUAUAUUGAUUGCAAUAUCAGAUUGAAGUCUAUAAAAAGAUUACAUUAUAAAACAUAUGAGUAGGGACCAAAUUUCACACCACGAAAAUUUCAAAUUUUACUCUGUUAAAAAUAAGCAAAACUGAAGUACACGUGUGGAACAGAAUUCUCAGAUUCUUAGAAAUUCCAAAUUUACUAGACCAAUUGAGACUGGAGGAACCCACGAAUCUAUUGGUCUGAGGUACUCUUUAACCUUUAAUCCAAACUAUCCCUGAAGCCAUCUUUAAACUAAGUAACAGUUUAGUUCAAUUAGUAAAGAACAUAUGCCUUGAGUAAUGCCCUCUUUUUAAAGAGUAUAUGAGACCAAAUUGAUAACAGUAACUCUAAAGCAUAGAUGAGAUUAGGGAGCAGUGAGUCUUAGUUAAUGGUGGUGAAGCAAUUUGAGUAGCGGUAGCGAGAUUGUGGACACAAUGUGAAGAAUGUAGCCUGUGCCACUGAACUGUCUGUGUAGAAAUUGUUGAAUGGGUACGUUUUGCUGUGUAUAAUUUUACCAAAAAUAAAUAUUUUUAAAAAGACUACAGAAUACAUAGUUUGGGGUAAGUUUUAUAUGUGUCAUAUUUAAAAUUUUUAUUUUAUGCUGAGCUAUUCUCAAAUCAUCUCAUCAGUUUGAUUAUGACCUCAUGCAAGAACCAUCUGUUCUGUCCUUCAGCAUGUUGCUAUAUUUGAAUAUUUUAAAAGCUGUUGCAUUCUGCCCCUUUUUGGAACUUUGUAUGCUUUUUCAGGCUUACAAUUGCUAUUUAAUGUCACUUCAGAGGAAGGAAUGCUUACAAACACAACAACAAGUGAUGGAAAACAGUAUUCACCAGAAUGGGAGUGAAUGACCUGUGGCAAAUUUUGGAGCCUGUUAAAGAACACACCCACGUACAUAGUCUUAGUGGGAAAACCAUUGCAGUUGAUCUGAGUCUCUGGGUGUGUGAGGCACAGACAGUCAAAAAAAUGAUUGGAACAGUCAUGAAACCUCACCUCAGGAAUUUGUUUUUUCGAAUUUCAUUUUUAACACUAAUGGAUGUAAAACUGGUAUUUGUUAUGGAAGGGGAACCCCCAAAGCUGAAAGCUGAUGUCAUAAGCAAGAGGAAUCAGAUUCGAUAUGGGCCUUCUGGAAAAACAUGGUCUCAGAAAACAGGGAGAUCACAUUUUAAAUCAGUCUUAAGAGAGUGCCUUGAUAUGCUAGAAUGCUUAGGCAUUCCAUGGGUUCAAGCUGCUGGGGAAGCUGAGGCCAUGUGUGCUUAUCUCAAUGCUAAUGGUUAUGUAGAUGGCUGCCUCACCAAUGAUGGAGAUGCUUUCCUUUAUGGGGCACAGACCGUUUACAGGAAUUUCACUAUGAAUACAAAGGACCCACAUGUUGACUGUUACACAAUGUCAUCUAUCAAGAGUAAACUAGGCUUGGAUAGAGAUGCUCUGGUUGGUGUAGCAAUACUGCUUGGCUGUGAUUAUCUUCCAAAGGGAGUCCCUGGAGUUGGAAAAGAGCAAGCAUUAAAACUUAUACAGACUUUGAGAGGGCAAAGUUUACUGCAGAGGUUUAAUCAGUGGAAUGAAAAAUCUUGCUACUCUGAUACACAAAUACAAGUUGUUAAAAAACUGGCUCAUUGCUCUGUGUGUUCCCAUCCAGGUUCACCUAAGGAUCAUGAACGUAAUGGAUGCAAAUUAUGUAAGAGUGAUAGAUAUUGUGAACCUCACGAUUAUGAAUACUGCUGUCCAUGUGAGUGGCACCGUAUGGAACGUGAUAGACAACUAAACGCAGUAGAGAACAAUAUUAAGAAAAAAGCUUGCAGUUGUGAGGGAUUCCCAUUCCACGAGGUUAUUCAAGAAUUUCUUUUGAACAAAAAUAAAUUGCUGAAGGUAAUCAGGUACCAAAGACCUGAUUUACUAUUAUUUCAGAGAUUUACCUUUGAAAAAAUGGAGUGGCCCAAUCACUAUGCAUGUGAGAAAUUAUUGGUGCUUUUGACCCACUAUGACAUGAUGGAAAGAAAACUUGGUAGAAGAAGCUGUAACCAACUACAGCCCAUUCGAAUUGUUAAGACCCGAAUCAGAAAUGGAGUUCACUGCUUUGAAAUAGAAUGGGAGAAGCCCGACCACUAUGCUACAGAAGAUAAAGAGCAUGAAGAACUGAUUCUACAAACAAUAGAAGAAGAAUCAUUGUUUGAAGCAGCCUAUCCUGAGAUUGUUGCUAUUUACCAAAAACAAAAGUUAGAAAUUAAAGGAAAAAAGCAGAAAAGUAUGAAAAUUCAGCCUAAAGAAAACGAUUUGACAGAAUCAGAUGAUAUAAUAAGUUUUCAAUCACACAUCAGUUUCAAACCUACGUGUGAAACCUUUCCUAAGCAAAGUUCUAAAUUAUGUUUGGAAAUUUCCCCAGAUUCCAAACUACCGCAGGAAUCUAUUUCUCAGUCACUGAAUAGCUUGCUUCUACCAGAAGAUGCUUCUUGUUUGGAUAUACAGGAUGAGUUAAUGUCUUCUCCAAGACCUUUGGCUGUACAUCAAAUUAAAACUAUCAACAAGUUUCUAACUUCAGAAUCUAGUCAACCCGAUGCCUUAUCCCAUAAUGUAUCUGUGAUUGCUGAUCUACACUUGAGCACCAUUGAUUGGGAAAGUACUUCUUUUAGUAAUUCUCCAGCUAUUCAAAAGAACAUUGUCUCUCACAGUUUAAAAUCAGAGCUUGAAACGCCUAUCCCCAAUAGCGUUGAAAAUAUCUCAGAACAAUCAUCAUGUGAAUCAGAAUGGUAUACCACUAACAUUAAUCAAGUAUCAGAUGGGGGUCUUCAAAAGACUAGUCGUGAAGAGCAUCUACUUUCUGACAUUAAUGAUUUACAACUUCAAGAUUUGCCUUUAAAGGAACGAAUACGUAUAAAAUCAUAUCCGCGGGAUAUUGACCUGAAAACUUUAUCCUUGAAAGAACUUAGCAUUGCUAACAGCAGCUUUGCUUGUCCAUCACAUCUUUCAAAGAAUCUUUCAACAAUUCAUUCACAAAAUAAAUCCAAAAACUCUGACGCUUUGAAAGGAGACCAGGUGCUUCGAGAAAGCUAUAAAAUAAACACUGCUUUAAAUCAUGGUAGAGAAAUUGAUGUCCAUACUGCUCAGAAAAUUGUAAUGAAGAAGAGUGUUUGCCUUGACAGCCAUUCCUCCGAUGAAGAAAGUGCCCCAGUGUUUGGGAAAGCUAAAUAUACAACUCAAAAAAUGAGGCAGUAUUCUCAGAAGCAUAUCCCAGCCCAAUUCAAGAGAAGUGACAUUAGCAAACUGAGUAGCCAUAAAACACGAAUUAAAGAAACUGAACAGUGUGUCCAGGCUUAUAAAAUAGCUGGAAAUGAAGAAAACUGUUCCCUAGAUCCAGCACAAAGUUCUCUGAGUUUUCUGCAAUGUCAUAAGGAAAAGGAAGACCCUGACACUUGUUUGGAUAGUCCUCUUCCUUUAUGUCAGAGAUUAAAACUAAGGUUCCAAAGCACUUGAAAUGAAAUUAAAAAUAUUUAAAUAUAACUUAUAAUUCUGUUCUCUGCAUUAGCAGAGGCAGAACAGUGUCUGACGUUUGGUAGAAAAAUUAAUGUGGUUCUAUAUUUCAUGAAACACCCUGGCCAUCUUAAAAUUGUAAUUAAAAAAAAAAAAAAAAAAUUGUUACCUGAAACUUCAGUUUUAAAAUGUGAUGCUGUCUGGUGAAAACUUUAGGCAAUAUAUUUUUAUCACUCACUUUUGCCAUUUUUUAAUAUCUUAAUUGAUACUUUCAAUUUGAAGGUAACUUUGAUGUGCUCCACCAGUUUGGUAUACUUAUCAUUUGUGAGAGUCAAAAAUAAAAAGACAAGAUGUAAAAA
This is a messenger RNA of Loxodonta africana (African savanna elephant), 5646 nucleotides long. RefSeq names its product GEN1 Holliday junction 5' flap endonuclease (gene GEN1). The record is from RefSeq and is a predicted model, not a curated record. Gene Ontology annotation, molecular function: 5'-flap endonuclease activity; four-way junction DNA binding. The transcript has 14 exons. Bases 2657 to 5290 code for a protein of 877 amino acids. Lineage: Eukaryota; Metazoa; Chordata; Mammalia; Proboscidea; Elephantidae.